AUGCAUCAUCAACGAGUAAAGUUAUUAAUGCUUAUGGUUGAAAGCGCAAACAAUCCAUUGCAAGUAAGUACCUAUUUAGCAAUGCAAACGGUGAUUAAAACUUUUCACCAGUUAACUGCUACUAAUGAAAAACAGCAUCCGAAAAAGCUUCAGAAAAAAGGAGGAUUACUGCAUUUUGGUUACAUAUACGACUUGUACUCACAAUUUGCAAAGGUUUUAGAAAUAUAA
This is a messenger RNA of Clunio marinus, 228 nucleotides long. The record is from the annotation of a GenBank genome assembly. NCBI's taxonomy places the organism in Eukaryota, Metazoa, Arthropoda, Insecta, Diptera, Chironomidae.